Molecule: messenger RNA, 1608 nt
Organism: Paramuricea clavata
Lineage: Eukaryota; Metazoa; Cnidaria; Anthozoa; Malacalcyonacea; Plexauridae
Source: the annotation of a GenBank genome assembly
GAAUGUGAUCUGAACACCAAAGAACCUAAUCCUGUUGAUUUUGGACCGUAAGUAUACACAGUAAAAAUCUCGCAUCUUGUCCACAAGACGUGCUCCGCGCAACAGGCUUGUAACAACUGCUUGUCCACAAGACGUGCUCCGCGCAACAGGCUUGUAACAACUGCUUGUCCACAAGACGUGCUCCGCGCAACAGGCUUGUAACAACUGCUUGUCCACAAGACGUGCUCCGCGCAACAGGCUUGUAACAACUGCUUGUCCACAAGACGUGCUCCGCGCAACAGGUUUGUAACAACUGCUUGUCCACAACUUGUAACAAUGUUGUCAUUUUAUCAAGUUGUGGAAAAAUCUCACGACUUGUCCAGUUGGAUUUGUCCGAAACUUCUCUGAAGUAAACGCUCUUUACAGUAAAUAUAUUAGCGCUCCGCGAUUCAUCGUCUCGAAGGUAUGUUAUGUUUUGAAAUAAUUAAUUAUAUAUUGAUUUCUAUAGAUAUUCUGUUGUCAGAGCAGUGAGAGGUUUAAAAGGUAACAUGGAACUAACAGUCCGAAGCGGAUGGUUUGGAAUUACUGAAUUAAUUUUGAUGCAGUCCCUGCCUCGUACCCAGGCGCUUUAAAUGCUAAAUAAUACAUGAAGUAUUCAGGUAGGCAGGAGACGCGCGAAGGGACUGUUGGGAAGGAAAAAAACAAGUGCACUCUUCCCAUCAGCCCUUUCGCCCAUCUCUCCCCACUACAAUACUUCAUGUAAACUCGUCAUAUGCGCAUCACUGUUUUUUUUACAAAGAGACGCCUGGGUACGAGGCAGAUGCAGUCCUAGGACAAUUUAUAAACUACGCACAAAUUAGCAUCAUACGCGCAACCGCAAAUAUUCAACGCACGAGCGGUACACGUUACUUAAGGGUGAGUAUCGGUGAGCUUUUAGAAUACAGACGAUACUCUAAUCGUUCUUAUUUUGUUUUCUUUAAACAGAACAGAACAGAACAGAACAGCUGAACAAAUAACUUUUUUUUAUUUCGUUCUUAUUUUGUUUCUCUUCCAGGAAACGUGGCUAUAGGCAAGAAUGCAAACGAUACGUUCCUCAGUAAUUACAGGUCAGGAAUUCUUAUACAUACUGGAGAAUGGAAAAACUGGAAUCCUUCAAUGAAUAUGCCAAACAGGUAUUAGCAACAUAUUGGGCAUUGCCUAGUUCAACUACACACAGGUGUACUGUAGUGAAUUACUAUAUACGUGCCAAGCAAGUAAUAAACGCACAUCUAUCAUGGUUCUGCGAGAAUUCUAUUACUGCACGAUUUAAAAGAUAGCCCACAGACAGGCUGCUUUCGACAUAUUACAACUGUGAGGGGGGGCAUGUCCCCCAAAAAGUUGCGUCUAAAUUGUUUAGGCUAACUUGCAAUAAUCUAGGUUCUUAUAUGCGGGGUUUUACUAUUCUUAUUUUCUUUUUAUAGUAAUGGUUGCUUACAUGUCCAUCCAGAUUCCAUGAAAAAGAUCGACGAUAUUCUUCAGAAUAAAUUAAAUGUGAAAGCCAAUGAAAAUCCAUUUGGUAAACAGCCAUACCCUUAUCGUUGUCAAGGAAUUAUGUCGAUCCAGCAAAUUGAUGGCUAUUCACAAUUUUAA